AUGAAGAAUUGAUAAGAACAUGUGAGAAUGAUGGAAAAAUGGAAAAUUAAAUUUAGAAAUUAAUGUUUUAGAUCUUCAGCCUUCAGAUUUGAAAUUGAAAGAAAUGAGGAAUAUUCGUUUCCCACUUGGAGAUGGAGAGAAGAGAAUAGUUUACUUCGCAAAUUGAAAUCGUAUUGCGUUGAACUGUUGGCGGUGUAGGUAUUUUGUGAUUUGAUCGCUAAUUUUCGUCAAGAAAAAGUCGGUGAACUAUGAUCUGGAUCUUAAUUCGAUCGUAGAUCUUUUUAGGUUUUUACACAACCCUCUACCGCUACCGCAUACGCACGUUCCCAGAUAGGAUAGUAAGAGGUAAGCGGCCAUGUCAUUCGCCGAAUUGAUCCGGCAAUCCGAUGCGAAUUUGAUCUGCGUGCAAUCUGACACGGUGCUGCGAGGGUUAUUGCUGAUAAAGGAAUGUAUCGGCAAACAGGAAGAUGAUCAAGGGGAAGAAAUUCAUUGGUUUUGUUACAACGUUUGCUCUAAAGACUUGCGUGCAGAACUGCAGCUCGACGAUAGCAGCAGCCGCCGGCGUCACCACUUUCACGAUUGUUUUCCAGCCUCGUGUUUCAACGCGACGACGAGAACGAAUGCGACGGAGCAGUCGCAAUCGCUGCGUCAAAAAAUCGGCGUUUCGUCGAAAAAACUCGUGCUUAUUAUCGAUUCCGUGUCGGCGUUAAUUAAUGAGGAUGAUUUCGCCGCUAUCGAUGGUAUACUUCGUGAAAUUUAUUCGUUGCAAAAAAACGCGCGUCGAUGUUGUACGCGGCUAUUUCUCACGACACACGACAGUUGCUCCCGUAAUGCCGCUACUUUCUCGAAACAUUUGCGAUAUUUAGCCAACAUUUGGUUGACCGCCAGCCACGAUACGGUUUCGAUGAAAAUCAAAAAGUCUAGCGGCAGAAUAUCGAAACAGGUGUUGGAAUACAACGACGGUGAUUUAACGCUAGUCAAGAAAAUGAACGUUGCAAAAACUGGCGUCGAAAAAUUAGUCGAAGAUAAUUUGUGCAGCUUCAAACUCGAUUUAACCGACCAAGAGAAAGAAGCUAGGAAUGCGGUUCAAUUACCAUACGUCAGGCAUUCCGAUAGCAGCGUCAAUCGCGAGUUCUCCGCGACGAAAAUACAUUAUAAUCCGGACGAAUACGAUGAUUGGGAUGAAGAAGAACCCGACAAUGAUUUAGAAUUCGUGUAAAGAUGGAACGUUGAAAUUUUAAGACUGCGCCACGGUUGAAAAUACACCCCGCUCAACUCAAGUCUGAAACGUCGAUUUGAUAAAAUUAAAAAAUUCACGUACCUAAUCGUAAAAUCUGAUAUCGUCUUCUACGAAAUGUACAAUAAGUAAAAAGUACAAUGUACAUAAUAUGUAAUAAAAAAAUAUUCGAAGUAAUGAAAA
This is a messenger RNA of Planococcus citri (citrus mealybug), 1420 nucleotides long. It is a transcript of the gene Elp5, whose product is annotated as Elongator complex protein 5. The transcript is spliced from 6 exons. Gene Ontology annotation, cellular component: elongator holoenzyme complex; cytosol; nucleus. Bases 356 to 1219 code for a protein of 287 amino acids. Lineage: Eukaryota; Metazoa; Arthropoda; Insecta; Hemiptera; Pseudococcidae. Gene Ontology annotation, molecular function: tRNA binding. Gene Ontology annotation, biological process: tRNA wobble uridine modification. The record is from RefSeq and is a predicted model, not a curated record.